AUGAAGUUCUUCGCUGUCGCCGCCGCCCUCGUCGCCUCGGUCGCUACCGUCAUGGCUGACCCCAUUGACCCCAACUCGGUCGACAAGUGCCUCGUCCAGGGUGUCAUCGACAUCGGUAACGAGAUCGGCUGUCUGAACAAGGACGACCUCAACGGCUCCAUCAAGUGCGGCUGCCAGAAGGACCACCAGGACCUCAUCAACCGUGGCAUUGCCUACCUCAACCAGCACUGCCCGGACAAGGUCAAGCCCGAGACCUUCGACCUCUUCAACCGCCUCUGCGCUGAGGGCAUCUCCGGCAACUCGCUCCCCGACGGUGUUCACUGGCCUUAA
Molecule: messenger RNA, 330 nt
Organism: Trichosporon asahii var. asahii CBS 2479
Lineage: Eukaryota; Fungi; Basidiomycota; Tremellomycetes; Trichosporonales; Trichosporonaceae
Exons: 2
Coding region: 1-330 (109 amino acids)
Source: RefSeq, a predicted model, not a curated record